UUAGGUAGGUCUCUCUCUUUAGAGUAAGGACAAGGAGAUCAGGUGGACAGUAGAUGUACUGAUCAAAACAUGCAAAGAAGAAGAAAAAAGUGAAGAAGAAUUCAAUUCCUUUCCUACGCUCUGGGUGAUAUCUCAUGAGGUCUUAGGAGGAGGGAAUUACAGACACUUUGCUUUUUCGUUUUAAAUUUUAAUCAUCUUUUCUCUCUUUCUCUCUCUCUCAUCUUCUAGAUUAAUUUAAACAGUUUAUUUUGGAGUGAGCAGUGGGAUCAGGAAACAAGAAAGAAGAGAUAUUUCAGAAGUAUUGUGAAAUGAGCAUAAGAGGAAACCUGGUGCAGGUAAUUUAGGUUUAUAAUAAAGUGAUAUUACAGGAAAUUAUGACUUGGUGCAGUGAUUGCAGUGACGUGCAAACCCUAGACACAGCCACAAACACUCCACCGUUAUCAUCCAACAAGACUACUACUGCUGUAAUCGCUGCAGCAGACAGAUCACUCAGACCUUCUCUCACUAAAACUUGCCCUUCAUGCGGCCAUCAGAUCAAAUGCCAUGAUCAGGGUAGUGGGUUAAUUAAUGAUUUGCCGGGGCUGCCUGCUGGGGUGAAGUUUGACCCGACAGAUCAAGAGCUUCUCGAGCAUUUGGAAGGGAAGGUAAGGUGUGAUGCUCGUAAGCUUCAUCCUCUCAUUGAUGAAUUCAUUCCCACUCUUGAGGGAGAGAAUGGAAUUUGCUAUACUCACCCUGAGAAAUUGCCAGGAGUGAGGAAAGAUGGCCUAGUCCGUCACUUCUUUCAUCGACCUUCCAAGGCAUACACGACAGGAACUAGGAAGCGAAGAAAGGUGCACUCGGACUCGGAAGGGGGUGAGACUCGUUGGCACAAGACAGGCAAGACAAGGCCAGUUUUUAUUGGCGGGAAAGCAAAAGGGUAUAAGAAAAUACUUGUUCUUUACACCAACUACGGCAAGCAAAAGAAGCCUGAGAAGACAAAUUGGGUGAUGCACCAAUACCACCUUGGCAAUAAUGAAGAAGAGAAAGAUGGUGAGCUUGUGGUUUCAAAAGUUUUCUACCAAACACAACCCAGGCAAUGCGGCUCAGCCGUCAUCAAAGACAUGACUCACCACCCACCAAAAUUGAAGGGACAAGGACACGAGGGUUCGAAUUUUAAAAACAGUUGCAGUACUACCACUACUCCUAAUAUUGAUCAUCAUCGUCAUUACUACAAUCCUCCAUUUAUAUCAUUUGAUCAAGGUGGACAAAAUAGAUCCAGCUCCGCUCAGAUACUUCCCCAUUUUGCAGUCCAUGAUGGGUCCUCUUUUAUUCCUUGAGAAAGAACGUUAAAAAGUGAAAAUGCAAAGCAUAUAUGUGAAGUAUUACUUACACUUACUUAUCAUAUCAUGCAAUAUAAAUGGGUUAAUAAAUUAAUGUAUUGAUAUUCUUAGGAUAAUCACCAAAAGGUGGGAGAAGAAUAAGGAACGUUUCUUUACAGUACACUUUGAGAAUUUAGUAGGUUGGCCUUGUUUUUUGGUUCUUUUAUUUAUUUAUUUUUAAUUUCGUGCUUUGUACAGUAGUGUCGAGUGAGAUUUAAUUAAAUUUCACGUGGGUCCUUUAAUCUGAAUCUGGGAGGUCAGUGUUAACUUUGAAACUGUACAAAGAAUAUUUUAUUUUUUGAAAGGGAGGAAAAGCUGUAUUGAGAGAGAAAAGAAUAUUGAUAACUACCCCCAAGCAGGUAUUCUUUUGAUUCCU
Carica papaya (papaya) is the source of this 1734-nucleotide messenger RNA. RefSeq names its product NAC domain containing protein 73 (gene NAC073). The record is from RefSeq and is a predicted model, not a curated record. Gene Ontology annotation, molecular function: DNA-binding transcription factor activity; transcription cis-regulatory region binding. Gene Ontology annotation, biological process: regulation of DNA-templated transcription. Gene Ontology annotation, cellular component: nucleus. NCBI's taxonomy places the organism in Eukaryota, Viridiplantae, Streptophyta, Magnoliopsida, Brassicales, Caricaceae.